Molecule: messenger RNA, 773 nt
Organism: Sitophilus oryzae (rice weevil)
Lineage: Eukaryota; Metazoa; Arthropoda; Insecta; Coleoptera; Curculionidae
Exons: 4
Coding region: 199-537 (112 amino acids)
Source: RefSeq, a predicted model, not a curated record
GAUAGGCACUUAGAAAAUCCAGUUUCAGUCUGUUCGUGGUGGUUCUGUGUAAUAUUUUCAAUAUUUUUAUGACAAAUACUAUAUUACUGAAAAACAAAAACUUUUGACAAUAACAUUUAGCUUUCAAUUUUGCCUCUUAAAAUUGUGUUUGUGUUAUGCUCAAAAAAAUUAAAUAAAUAUAUUUUUGUAGACAAUUCCAUGAUGGAAGUUGAAGCUACUAUUCCCGCUGUUCCUAUUACAUCUGAAGCUGUUUCAGAAUCUACUUCACCAGAUGUAAUUGCUAUUCCAUCAACAUCCAAGGAAGUUACAUCUGAAGCUGUUUCAGAAUCUACUUCACCAGAUGUAAUCGCUAUUCCAUCAACAUCCAAGGAAGUUACAUCUGAAGAUUUUUCACAACAGAUACCUACAUCCCUUAGUGCAGACAGUCCAAGGAAACAUGGGUUAAGGUUACAAAUUAGAAGUUUGAAAAGAAAGUUGGAAUUUCAUCCGGAAUAUUCAUUCAUAUUUUUUAUAAAUAAUAUUUAUUUAAAACGGUAAAAUAAAAGCAAAAUGUGUUAUUGAAACUAAAUUUUUAUCGAUUUUACUUUAUAUAGAUAUGUUUCUAAAUACGAUAAAUUCCUAAAUACAAAUUUUCUUUACAAUUUAGAUAUUUUUAAUUAUCAAGUUUAGUUAGAUCAUAGAUAUUUAUCUAUUCUUUUUUUUAAUUUUUCAUUUGUAUUAAUAAAUUUUAGGAUCAUUUACAUUUAAGUAAUUGUAUUAGAUUUUGUACCUAA